Molecule: messenger RNA, 783 nt
Organism: Daldinia decipiens
Lineage: Eukaryota; Fungi; Ascomycota; Sordariomycetes; Xylariales; Hypoxylaceae
Exons: 3
Coding region: 35-262 (75 amino acids)
Source: RefSeq, a predicted model, not a curated record
AUUUGAAACAUAUCAUUCACAAUAGAUUCUCACAAUGGAUUUCACACAAAUACCUUUGCUUAUAACCCAGCUAAAUAGUAUUAGCCCGAAGAUCUCUAAUGAUGACAACAUUUCGAGGAAAGAAGCAUUGAAAAUAAGCAAGAAUCUCAUACAAGUCCUCGAGAAACCUGAAAAAUUGGCCCAUGAAGUGGCUUUUUCGCCUUUAAUCACGGUUUCUUCUAUUAUUGCCAUCGAUCUUGAUCUUUUCAGGCUGAUUGUAUAGCACGGCACUGUCAACUCCAAGGAGUUAGAGUCACUCUCAGGCGGAGAAGGGCUACUAGUUGGUACAGUUGUUUAAAUACAGCAUCGAACGCUUAAAUUAAUAGCCGGGGGUGCUGCAUACAAAGGCCUAGAUUAUUUUCGAGAGGUUGGCUACCGUUGCCCUACCGACCCUCGUGAUGGCUUGGUAAAGUAUACAUGCCAGACAAAGCUGAGCUUGUUUCAGUAUUUAGCAGCAAUUCCCAGCGUGUCGAAUGACUUCAACCUGUUUAUAGGAAGUACAAUGGGGACUUGGGGUUAUUGGGUUGACUGGUAUUCAGUUGAGGAACGUCUGCUAAAAGGGGCGUUUCAAGAUACAGCCCUUCUUGUGGACGUAGGAGCUGGUGAGGGCCACGACACACUCAUUCCAUACAAGAUAUCCAAAUCAAGGAUGCCUAGUCCUCCAAGACAUGGUACCUCUAUUUGAUAACAUAUAGGCUGUGAUGGGACCAUUGAGUGUAUGACCUACAACUUCUUUAAUGUACA